GGGACUCUGGGAGUUGUAGUUUUCGUCUGCUUUCAGGCUGGUUGGCCACUACGUCAGCGGAAGUGUUUUGCACGCUCGUAACAUAGGUCACAUUGGUUGAGUUUUGUAAUGGUUUGAGAAACACAGCCGCAAUGGAGGCAACACACGCAGACGAAAUUCCUCUUAGGCAUGUGGAGAAGGACGUGCUGAUCCCCAAGAUGAUGAGGGAGAAAGCCAAGGAGCGCUGCGUCGAGAAGGUGGAAGCCUUCAACCACUGCUGUAAGGAAUCUGGCUUCUUGAUGGUGUUUAAAUGUCGUGAGGAGAAUGCCACCCUGAAGGAAUGCCUGACAGCACACUACAAUGACCCUCAGUUUUUUGAAGAGUGUAAGCGCGAAUACAUCAAAGAGAAGAUGGAGUUCGAGAGGACAGGGGUCCCAUCCAAGAACAGGAAACAAAAGCUUCCAACCAGCAUGUAAUAGACACCAUGGUAACCAAACAUAUUAUAAGGUGCACAGCCUCAGGGUUUGCCCAGAGUCAUCAAGUCAAGUCCUGCACACCCAACGUGAUGAUGGUAUGGCCUAAAUUAUUACUCGUAAAGCUUCAAACUUGGGUGGUUUAUUAGUGACUGAAAGUAUAUUGGUGUACAAGAGUGGUAUGUAAUCAGAGCUAUGCCCUUUUAAUGUUUAGUAUAAUUUCAAAAAGGACAGAUGAUCCUCCAUAAGGUGACAGUCACCAGGAAGAUCUUUAUGAGAAUGCAGCAGUUUGGAGGUGUGCAGUUGUAAACUGAGGGACCCUUUAUACCCCUUUCUUGUCGUGGGCUUUCUUCGACAUGUGUGUUCACGUGGGGUAAUUAAGAGGCGAUCCUGUGGCCUUUGCUCAGGAAAUCACCUGUGGAAGAACUGGUGCAUUAGCUUACAAAUAAUAUGAAUAAGAAAUUGAAGUGUCUUGUACGGCAUAUGUUAGACACAUGCAAUAUUUAACCAAGGAAAGAUUUGUUGUGUGCUCAUGUGACCUUGUAAAUAAUAAAUUUUCACUUGCAGUAAA
Messenger RNA from Mugil cephalus (flathead mullet), 1023 nucleotides. RefSeq names its product C-x(9)-C motif containing 1 (gene cmc1). Lineage: Eukaryota; Metazoa; Chordata; Actinopteri; Mugiliformes; Mugilidae. The transcript is spliced from 4 exons. The coding region runs from base 132 to 455 and encodes 107 amino acids. Gene Ontology annotation, cellular component: mitochondrion. The record is from RefSeq and is a predicted model, not a curated record.